AUGUUGAAGGUCGAAUACCUGUACGCUGGCGUCGCAGCAUUUUUAAUAUGGAAAACGAUCUACGCGCUAUUCUUCUCACCACUGCGCAACAUGCCAGGGCCAUUCCUUUCGCGGCUCAGCCCUCUGCCCUCGCUAGUGGCCGGGUUGACGCGGUGCACAAACGACGACAUGGUGAGUGACUGCGAGGAGUACGGCAGCGUCUACCUGAUGGAGCCCAACAAAGUCGCAAUCUGCCACCCAGAUGACUGCCGGCUGAUCCUAAGCAGCUACACCUUUGUCAAGGACGAAAUGUACAGCAAUGUGGAUUUCAUGGAGGCGAAUAUCUUUUUGACGCGCGACUCUGAGCUUAACAAGCAGCGGCGGCGACAGGUCGGGCCGACACUGAGCAUGGCUGGGCUGCACAAGAUGGAGCCGGCGAUUCUGGCAGCGGGCGUCGAGCAACUGAUGACCAAAUGGGAUGAGUACAUCGCCCAGGCGGGAUCCAAUGGCAAAGCGCGCGUAUGUUACUACGUUGACUUGACACUCAUGUCGUUCGAUAUUAUUGCGUCAAUCGGGUUCGGCAGCGAGCACCGGUCGCUGACCACGGGAAACAAGACCAUCGCCAAUUGGGUCGACAAGACGUUUGCGCUGAUGAUUAUCCAGAUGGUUCUUCCAGCAGUGAAGUGCUGGCCUCUGAGGGGCCUGGUAAACUGGUUUCUGCGCAAGGACAUUGACGACUUUUUUGCCUUCGGCAACCGCGCCAUUGAGCAGCGCAAGGAUGCGCUGGCCAAGGGCGCGGCCAAGCCGCAUGACAUUCUGCAGUCAUUCAUUGAUGCCGAGGAUCCCGAGUCCAACAUCAAAAUGACCGCGUCACAGGUCACCACCGAAUCCAUCAUGAUGCUUCUCAGCGGCGCCGACACCAGCUCAACGUCUCUCGCGUGGACCAUCCACCUGCUGAUGAUCUACCCAGUGCAUUAUAAGCUGGUGGUUGAUGAGAUCCGCCGUGGGUUCAACAAGGACCAGGUGAUCACUUUUGACAUGGCCAAGGAGCAGCUUCCGUAUUUGGAGGCCUGCGUUUUUGAGUCCCUGCGGCUCUGCCCAGUGUCGACCAACCUGCCGCGCAUCAUCCCCAAGGGCGGUGUCACUAUCCGCGGCCACUUCAUCCCUGAGGGAUUCAAGGUGGCGGUCAGCACAGCGGCGGCAAACAAGAACCAGGCAGCCUGGGUCAACCCACAUCUUUACGACCCUCUGCGGUUCAUCAAUAACGAGGCUAACCGCCGUAAUCUCAUGACGCUGAGUGCCGGUGUGCGUAUUUGCCCCGGCCGCCAUCUGGUCAUGGUCGAGAUGAUGACGACGCUGGCUAACUUGGUCAACCGAUAUGACUUUGCCCUGCCAUCCGACGCCAUCUACACACCAGCGAACGUGGACGAGAACGGGUUGCCGGUCAUUAUGCCAAGGACUAACUAUGUGGCAAUGAUCCCCAAGCACCCGACGCGCGACUGCAACUUGAUCAUCUCAAAGCGGCCUUGA
This is a messenger RNA of Kickxella alabastrina, 1509 nucleotides long. RefSeq names its product putative cytochrome P450 monooxygenase. The transcript has a single exon. NCBI's taxonomy places the organism in Eukaryota, Fungi, Kickxellomycota, Kickxellomycetes, Kickxellales, Kickxellaceae. The record is from RefSeq and is a predicted model, not a curated record. Bases 1 to 1509 code for a protein of 502 amino acids. Gene Ontology annotation, molecular function: oxidoreductase activity, acting on paired donors, with incorporation or reduction of molecular oxygen; heme binding; monooxygenase activity.